AUGGGUGAAGUGGUAGCCCGCAAGAAGCGCAAUCGCAGCGCCAAAGCCGACACUCCGCGGAAGAGCGCCAGGCUUUCAGGCCAGUCGAGCGCAAAUCCAGCCGCAGCUGAAGAAGACGUGCCCAGCGGCAACGAGAGCGAUUCCCACAGCGAGAGCGAAUUGGGUCCCGAACUCGACAAGGACGACGAUCAGGCCACCGACAGGGCAGAUGUCAUUGACGCGAACCACCCAGAUGUCAUUGCAGGCCGUGUCCCUGCCUGGUCUCGCCCAUUGAAGCCCUGGAAGUUCGCACCCGCCAUCACCAAGACCAGGUUCUCCAAGAAGGAGAAGGAGGAGCUGAACAAGCACAACAUGGACGCGGAUGCUUGGUUUUUUGGGCUCCCUCCUUCCCAGAAGCUCUACUGCAAGGACUUCGUUGCGCGAGGCAAAUUCAAGUUCCGAACUUACCCUCCUUCGGGUGCGUUGGAGAAAGCGCGCCCUGGCCUGAUGGCCGAGUUCCGCGACGCUGGGAGGGACGUCAAUAAACGACCAUACAAGACGGGUCUCAUUGGGGCACAGGCCUUGUUCGCAGCGAACAGCUAUAACUCUUCCAGGGGCUGUUUCGUGUUGCCUUAUCUCGGAUUAACGCAGAUGUACGAGCUGAACGAAUUCCUCGACCUCCAUGUCCUCCAGCACUUUUUAAAGCCUUACCUUGAAACCUACUCGGCCCAGGCUGGUAUAGACGAGCCGGCGCAGCCCGAUGGGGACGGCAAGAAGGCGAAGAGGCCCACUCCCACAGUUCCCAACAAGAACCGAGUCCUGGACUACGUCCGUGAGCUAGUGCACCACCCCCGUCUCAAGCUCAAGACCCAGUACAAGGAAAAGUACCCUUCUCUCCUCGUUACCAAGAACCCGGAGUUCAACAUCCUCCCUAUGGACGAGUACGAGAACGCGGAACGCUUGCCAAAGGACCCUAAACACUUCAUCUGGGGCCAUUCCCACGAGGACUGGAUGCGUGCGUACUUUACGUUCAUGCUCUUUCUGUAUCGGCGCCGCAGUGCCGAUCCCGUCACCUGGACCCGCAAGGCUGCCCAGACCGCAACGGUGGCAUGGGCCGGGUUCUAUGAUGCAAAGGAAGCCGCGGAGGGAGGCAACCAGGAGUUGACCGGCGCGCAGAUCGCCUCUGAGGCCUCUAUCGAGAUGGAGCAGGUGCUGGCGGCCACUGAAGACGAUGACGACGACGGCUCCGAGUCGGAAACCGAGGACGACAAGCAUCGCCAUUUCAAGGAGAACCUCGAGCGGAUGGGAAUGCAGGAGCAGCUGGAGCAGUACGAGGCGACCUACUCCUCCGACUUGAGAGAGUACCAGAAGAACACCUUGAGGCAGGCGAUUGCCGCAGAUCAGCAGUACAAGGUCUUCAGCCUCUUCCAGCCCAGCCGGAAGAUCAAGUGUGCCAUCGAAGAAGCCGGCACCAAGCCGGCCGUGGCUAAGCUCAGCAAGGCCCAGAUCGACUACCUCAUUGGCGCCGCUAACACCUUUGCCAAUGUUCAGAAGCACGAGCGAGUCGGUAACGAUCUCCCUACGAUGGGAGGCGGCGACACUCGGCUGCUGGCCGUCUCUGCGGGCGAAGGUGAAGAGGCUGUCAGGCACCAGUUGGCGAAGGACCGGAACGAGUUGCGCGAGGAAGCCCCCGACAUGUACAACGCCAGCGCGCUAGAGGGAGACGAGGACAUGGCCCGGUUGCGAGAAUCUCGCCGGCUGAUGGGCGGCAACAUUCCAGAGCCGAAAGACUUGGCUAGCAUUGUGGCCGGCUUCCAAAUCGCCCCCGAGGGUGCCACCUGGGACAAGUGCCCGAUCAACAAGGACCUUCCAGACUUCGUCCUCAAGCCGCACCAGAUCAGAGACAUUGACUGGCUCCUGGAGCAGCUCAAGCAUCCGAUCCGCGGCGCCAUCCUCGCCAACGAGUGCGGCAUUGGAAAGACGAUGACGGCGCUGUAUGCGCUUGCGGAGGCCAUUCGCCGCCACGUCAUAGAGCACGAGGGCGACCCCGAGUGGAGGUAUUACCCGUCAGCCAUUGUGAUGCCAGCCUCCGUCCUUGACCAGACCUUUAAGGUCAUCAAGGAGAACUUUUACCACCUCUUUAAGGUGCACGUGUUUUACCAAACGCCGAAGACUGCACCCAAGCAUAGGGUAAAGGAGACCUUGGACAAGACGAAGGGCCUGGUCAAGCUCUUUGACCGCUUGAAGGCUGAGCGCAAUAAGCCCGAGACCGCGUCGAACAUCAUUCUGAUGUCAUACACAACCAACAACCGCCGACUCCUGGAAAACGACCGUCGAGAGCACGUUGAGGCCGAGACCGAUGCGCGCUCUACGGAGGGUGCAGCCGACCCUGAAGACUCUGAGGAGGAGGAGGACAUCCCAGGCGAAGACGACGCGCAGAACCCGGAGGUGGAUAACGACGGCGACAUCGAGAUGGAGGGCACGACUCGCCCCAAGGGUUCCGUGGCAACAAGGAAGACAAACUUUGACCUUCCGUGCAAAAUCCGCCUCUUUGGCCUCAUCGAGGACGAGGGCCAUGCGCUGAAGGACCCGGGUUCCCUGGCAUACAUCAUGUGCGAGAAGUUCACGAAGCACUUCACUUGGAUCGACAGCGCCUUUGGCUAUCAAGCGGCGGGCGCCAUCGAGCACGAUCACCUCGAGGUGAUCUACAGUGAUGAGUACGUCGACGCGUUCAAGCGCCGCGACACUCAGGCGAUGAUCGAACUGGGUGUGCCCAUCAGCUCGCUCCUGGGGAUGACCGAGGGCGCCGAGGCGCAGGAGGAGGCCUCGGGAGCGCAGCCGAAGCCGCCAACCCAGCAGCAGAUUGCCAGGCGCGAAGGCUUUCGGGCGGCGAUGGAAGGCGGCCUGCCGGUGUACCUCCUGAACCCGCACAACUUCAUGGAGUACGGCAAGAUGCUCAGCUUCAAUGUGGAGUUCACGUCUACUGCCGUGAAGCACGCCCUGGCCCAGUGUCAGAUUCGCCGGGGGAUGCUGACGCCGAUGGUGCUUCCUGACGGGCGCACCACGUGCCCAGGCGAGGAUAUGCCGGCCUGCGAUGUCGAGACGGUUGAGGUUGCACCCCUCCGCAAGGAGGACGUGAAGAGGCUGGACAGGCUGAUCUCGACAUACAACAACGACUUGAUCUCCCCGCCACCCAGCGAUAUCCUUCCAACCAUCGGCGGUGGAGGGACUGUGAAGAGGCACGACAAGCCUCGGAUCAACCUAGCUGCAAUGCGCAACGCGUCGCUAGUCAGCACCGACCUCCGAUUCGCUACACUAACCGACCCCUCGAGGCGCAUGGCGCGGGCGACGAUGGAUGCUGCAGGAGCCCGCAAGCUCCAGUCAUUGGGAGGUGCGAGCCUAAGCACGCACGCAAAGCACCAGAAGGCGGUUGACGACGCCAGGGAGAGGUCGCAGCGAAGAGAAGAAGACGAUGACGGAAUAGUCGAGGGCGCCAGCAACGACGGCCCCAAGCCCGAGGCGGAGGCGGCUCGCCUUCAGCGCGCCAAGGCCAAGCGUAGACCCGCGCCCACGGCCGGCGUCAAGGAGGUCAACAACGUCAUCUCCAAGGAUGUCACCCACGGUCUCCAGUACUACUACUUCGCCACCCGAACCGAUCCCGACAUGGGGUGCCCAGUGGACGCCGUCUUGCUGGCCCGUUGGGUCAUUGCCAAGUCUCCCAAGGCGGCAUGGUGCCUCUCGUACGCCUUGAAGUUGAGUGAAGAAGGCAAGCGUUGUCUGUUCUACACGGUCAACCCCCUCACCUCCAUGAUGCUGGCGGCUCUGUUCCGGAUUUGUGGCCUCGAGACCCUCGCUAUUCGCUCCAGCAACAACCAGUCUGAGCGAGACCGCAUGAUUGCCGACUUCAACGACCCGAACACGAAGGUGGACGUGAUGGUUACGUCGUCCUUGUUGGCUGCAUUCGGGGUGAACUACCACAAUGCGUGCCACCACGGCGUGAUCAUGGAGAACUGUCCCAAUUUCGGCCUGCAGUGCCAGGUGAUCGGUCGUCUCUGGCGUCUGGGUCAAAAGGAAAAGGUAUCCUGGAAGAUCCUCCAGACCCAAUCUACCUUUGACCCUUGGUUGGAGACGAAGAACAUGCGAGCCUAUGUGAGCACGGUUGAGGCGGAGGCCGCCAUCGACGCCCGCAUCACUGGGAGCCUGCGCACCGUCUGCGCGUUCGAGGUGCUGAGAAUCUACGUGGGCGCCCCCUUUAACUAUUAUCCCAGAACGUACCGCCCCUGGAAGCACCUGAACAAGCCGGAGGUAUGCCAAGAGGGCUACCUGUUCUCGGCAGUCGCCCAAUGGCUCAUUGCGCACCCUGAAGACUUCGAGGAUGUCGAUACGAUGAGUUCCAUCGCUAAGCGUUGGAAUCCCACCAUGAAAAUGACGAGGGAUAUCCUCGUUGGCAGGGCCCCUGAGCUCGACCCCGAGGACGCGACCAAGUUCGAUUACUUCACCGCCAUCGACCCUCGCCUCAUCAAUAACGAGGAGAGAGCAGAGCUCCUCAAGACGCUGGGCAUCGACGAGACGACCACGCCCGUCAAGGGUAAGAAGGGCAAGGGUAAAGACGCCUUCAACCCGUUCGAGUCGACCACUAUGUCGGCGAGAAAGGGUAGGAACGAGCUUCAGCUGCGCGACCGCACUUGGUAG
Messenger RNA from Colletotrichum costaricense, 4671 nucleotides. RefSeq lists its product as uncharacterized. The record is from RefSeq and is a predicted model, not a curated record. Gene Ontology annotation, molecular function: ATP binding; ATP-dependent chromatin remodeler activity. The transcript has 6 exons. Bases 1 to 4671 code for a protein of 1556 amino acids. Lineage: Eukaryota; Fungi; Ascomycota; Sordariomycetes; Glomerellales; Glomerellaceae.